Malus domestica (apple) is the source of this 1855-nucleotide messenger RNA. RefSeq names its product peroxisomal membrane protein 13. NCBI's taxonomy places the organism in Eukaryota, Viridiplantae, Streptophyta, Magnoliopsida, Rosales, Rosaceae. Gene Ontology annotation, biological process: protein import into peroxisome matrix, docking. Gene Ontology annotation, cellular component: peroxisomal membrane; peroxisome; peroxisomal importomer complex. The record is from RefSeq and is a predicted model, not a curated record.
AAAAAGCCUAUUCCUAUUUUAUUACGUUUAAGUCUUUAUAAAUUACUUCUUAAAAUAAUCUAAUUUUUGGUAUGUCUUCUUUCGUCAACUCAUAAAUUCAACAAGACUCAAAUUAGACAGGGAUCUUCUCUUAAUUGAGGUUUCCUGCAUCAAUUUAGCAUCGGAGUAAGAUUCGAGUCAUGGCAACACAUUCAGGUAAGAACUUAAAAAAAAUUGUAAAAAAAAAAAAAUCAAAUUCAUAUGUAAGAUGGAAAUAUAAAAGCUACGUAAUUUUAAUCAACUGACUUAAUUCAUUUUAAUUUGAAAUAAUUUAAAUUCGUAACUUUAGGAAAUUCCCUAGUAAAAAUCAGAGAGUCCACCAAACAAUAACAAUGACCGAGUCAAGCCCGCCAUAGACGUGGGGCCCAACAGCAAGGACGGUCCACACUGCAAUAUGAUCCUUCUUCACAGUAACCAACGGAAUUCAGAAGCCGACAAAUCGCGCUGGCCAAAAUAAAUAAAUAAAUAUAAAAAAGAUAAAUAUACAAAAUAAAAGAAAAAAAAAAUAAAAACAUGAGAGAAGGAUAGAGUGUCUUGAAAAGUGGAACGACCUCCUCUAUCGGUUGACGUGUUUCUGCAUUCCCGGAUGGACUCGAAUCCCCAGCCCUCAGCUAAUGGUCCUCCCCCAAAACCGUGGGAGAGAGCAGGUUCCUCAUCUGGUCCUGCACCUUUUAAACCCCCAUCAGCUGGAAGCACAAGUGAUGUAGUUGAGGCGUCGGGAACUGCUAAACCUGGAGAAAUUGUUCCAAGUUCUGAUAGAAAUACCGCUGCUAAUAGAAAUGCUCUGGCUAGGCCGGUUCCCUCAAGGCCUUGGGAGCAGAACUAUGGAAGCAGCACCAACUAUGGAGGAUAUGGUUCCACUAUGAACUAUAACUCAGGUUACGGUUCUGGAAUAUCUGGAACGUCUGGAAUGUAUGGUUCAUAUGGUGGAAGUGGAGGAUUAUACGGUGGGGGGAUGUAUGGCAACAACAGCAUGUAUAGGGGAGGGUAUGGUGGUGGUGGUGGGCUUUAUGGUUCUUCUGGAAUGUAUGGAGGUGGGAUGUACAAUAGUAGUUUAGGAGCCCCAAUGGGUGGUUAUGGAAUGGGCAUGGGUGGUCCUUAUGGAGGUCAAGAUCCAAAUGAUCCAUAUGGUCCUCCUCCAUCUCAUCCUGGGUUUUGGAUUUCAGUACUUCGGGUGACGCAAGGUGUGGUUAACUUUUUUGGUCGAAUUGCAAUUCUCAUAGACCAGAACACCCAGGCAUUCCAUUUGUUCAUGUCUGCACUUCUUCAGCUUUUUGAUCGUUCUGGAUUAUUGUACGGAGAGCUAGCUAGAUUUGUAUUGAGGAUACUGGGUGUUAAAACAAAAUCCAAGGUUCAUCCUCCAGGUCCGAACGGGUUUAAUGGACCGCAUGGACCCAACGGACCCCAUGGACCCUACGGAGGAAACCAGAACUUCAUUGAGGGUCCGAGACCUGCUCCUAGUGGUGGUUGGGACAAUGUUUGGGAAAAUGAUGCUGGUAAAUGAAGAGAAGUGAUAUUUGCCCGCCCGGUGAAUCGUGCUUGCAACCAGGAAAACAAGGAGGAAGAAAGGAAUAUCUUCAACCCCCACUUUAGUGAACAAGAGUGCCAAUAGAAUCGAAUGUAGAUGUGGAGUCCUGUAUCUUUGCUACUGGUACCAAAUUGUUUGUGGGUCAUUAGAUGAGGCAGUGAAAAAAAAGUGUGACAAAAUAAGAUAUAAGCAUUGUGGACGUUUUGAAUUUGAAAUGUUUAUGUUUAAUUAUAAGUUGUGAUUACAUUCUUAACAUUAGUUUCAUCUGGAAAAUUAUUAUUCAACUAA